UGUUGAAGGUCGUCUCCUUUCCCUCUCCUCCUCUCUCUCUCUCUCUCUCUCUCUCUCUCCAUUUCCCCCACAAAUCGAAACCCUAGACCCUGACAAUGGGCCGCGCCACCACUAUGCCGCCGCCUCUAAUGGCGAUCCUCGUCGCCGCCGCCAUAAUCCUAACCCUAACCCUAACCCCCUCCCCCUCCGCCGCCGCCUUCCCCUCCACGAAGAGCUCGAAAUCGCCGCCACCGCCGCCGACGACUUCGUCGUCGUCGUCGUCGGCUCCGGCGACCUCCUCCACCGUGUUCCCCCUCUACGGCGACGUGUAUCCCCACGGGUUGUACUUCGUGUCGAUGAGCAUUGGGGAGCCUCCGAAACCCUACUUCCUGGAUGUGGACACGGGGAGCGACCUCACUUGGCUCCAAUGCGACGCUCCCUGCGUUAGCUGCUCCCCCGGGCCGCAUCCCUAUUACCGGCCGGAGGUAAGCAAGCUGGUGGCGUGCGAGGACCCGCUGUGCGAGGCCCUCCACCUGUCCACCACCGGCCGCCACGACUGCGAGCAGCAGCAGCAGCAGUGCGACUACGAGAUCCAGUACGCCGACACGGGCUCCUCCCUCGGCGUGCUCGUCGCCGACGCCUUCUCCCUCCGCCUCGCCAACACCUCCCUCGUCCGUCCCUCCCUCGCCUUCGGGUGCGGGUACGACCAGCAAUUCGGGAACCCCAACUCGCCGUCGCCGACCGACGGCGUGCUCGGGCUCGGGAACGGAAAGACGGGCGUGGUGUCGCAGCUCAAGGAGCAGGGGAUCACCAGGAACGUGAUGGGCCAUUGCCUUAGUCGGAAGGGCGGCGGGUUUCUCUUCUUCGGGGACGACUUGGUGCCGUAUUCGAAGGUGACUUGGGCGCCCAUGUUGCGCAGCGCAUUCAGAAGUCACUACUCGCCCGGACCCGCGACCCUCUACUUCGGAACGCGUCCUCUGGGAGUGAAGCAGAUGGAAGUCGUAAUCGAUAGCGGCAGCUCCUACACCUACUUCGGUUACCAGCCAUACCAAGCACUUGUCUCAGCAUUGAAAGCAGAGCUUUCCAAGAAGCCGCUCAAAGAGGCGGUCGACGACCCAUCGUUACCGCUCUGCUGGCGAGGACGAAAACCGUUCAGGUCUCCGCUCGAUCUCAGGAAGUAUUUCACGACCCUGAUUCUGAACUUCGUUAACGGGAGGCGAGCGCUCUUGGAGAUGCCUCCGGAGAAUUACCUUAUCAUUUCUAAAUACGGCAACGCGUGCUUGGGCAUUCUCAACGGAACGGAAGUAGGGCUCAACGAGCUCAACGUCAUCGGAGACAUAUCAAUGCAAGACCUCAUGGUGGUCUACGAUAACGAGAAGGAACAAAUCGGAUGGAUUCGUGCGGCGUGCGAUCGGCUUCCAAGGGCCGGGACUUCACCUCUUUGAUCAUCCAAAUGCCGUACGUACAUACACACCCGCGGCCUCGCAAAAGGAAAGGUUUCUCACCCUUCAACUUCUCACCCUCCAACUAUUCUAUGUCUAUUCUUUCCUACCAAUAUAGUGUACAUAUAAUUUACUAGUCCCACCAUCGGCAUCAUUAUUCCUAUAACGCAAGAUCGACCAGCGUAAGUACCAUGUAGCCUUAAAUUGAUGUAUAUAAACAAAUUAAUAGGAAAAGGUGGUGGGGCUUACAUGUAUAGAUGGCCUUAAUUAUGUAACAAAAUAAGUUCGUAUAAAUAUAUGUUACAUAGCUCAUAUCGCAUUUAAAGAUUCAAA
Messenger RNA from Ananas comosus (pineapple), 1754 nucleotides. RefSeq names its product aspartic proteinase Asp1-like. Bases 96 to 1424 code for a protein of 442 amino acids. Gene Ontology annotation, biological process: proteolysis. The transcript is spliced from 8 exons. Gene Ontology annotation, molecular function: aspartic-type endopeptidase activity. The record is from RefSeq and is a predicted model, not a curated record. Lineage: Eukaryota; Viridiplantae; Streptophyta; Magnoliopsida; Poales; Bromeliaceae.